CACACUACCUGCCCGCGUCGUUUUGCUUGGAGUUUUAGCGUCUGUGUCGGUAUUUAAAUUGAACGACGCGUUGUAGAAGAAAAGAUUUCGUAUGUUCCAGUUUUAAAAACGUAUCAUUUAAUAGUUAUCCGCGUAUCCGUUUAGUUCGUGUCAAAAUCAUAGUCAUAGUUGUCACUUGGUUUUUUUUUUUUUGUUUAAUUUUUUUUUUCGCCUGCGAUCUGCGAUCCAUCAGCAAACUUUUCAUUACCUCCACCAACCGAAACAACAGUUAUCCGAGACUCAGCCAUGGACAUGAGAACAUGGAAAAAAAUUCUGCUGCAGUGGGUCACGGAAUGCAAGUUUAUAGAAGAAUCAUUUAUAACUCUGGAGCAAACGGAUCUUGAGGGGUUUUACAAGGUCUAUAUUCAACAUGCCGAGACCGAGAGCGAGACCGAGACCGAGACCGGAGAAGCCCAGGCACUGCAGGCCCAGCUGGAGCAUAAACCAUCUACACUCCAAGAUUUCAUCAAAGAAACCUAUCCAGAAUUCACCCUACAUCUGGACAACUAUGGUCACGUAGUCGGUUCUGACUUUAUUUAUGUCUAUACUCUGCUGCUCCACUACACCUGCGUGAAGCAACCAUGCGAUUUCUUUCACUCAAUCUGCAAGAAGCUACCCGAUGUCACACAGGCAUUCGUGGCCUCCUUUUUCCAACAAGCGGUGGCCAAACCACAGCUAAACCGCGAGUGUUUGCGACAAGCCAUAGCGAACAUGGCAUGUGUGGUGCGUACGCCGACGAUGUCCUCGGAAGUAACGAGCGGAGGCGGUAAUCCGGACAGUACACCGCGUGCGCGACCGCGUCGUUCCACAUCCAACUCGAUGAGUCCCAACAGCAAUGGCAGCGAUGAGGAGCACUCAGAUGAUCCGCACACUGAUGCGGUCGAGAUUCAGUCCACAGCAGACUCGCCAGGACCGCCGGCGAGUACUCCGUUGCAUCGGGAGCAGAAGUGGGGCGACCGUGCCCAAGUACUAGCAAAUAGCGGUGAUAGUGCGGAAAUGCAGGCUCCGCCCACUCCCAAAACGGAGCUCCUGGAGCAACGGACAAAGGAACUACUGGGACUACGUGCCCAGCUAGAGACCGAGCGCUAUGAAAAAAAUGUUCUCGAGGAACAGAUCCUGGCAAAUGAGCACCUCAUUAACGCACUAACCAAAGAGAAUACAGUGAAAAAGUGCCAGCUGGCCAAGCUAAAGGCAGAUAAACGCGAUGAGGAGGAUGGCGACAUAAAGAACUAUGUGCCCAACGAAUUCGAUAAUAUGAAGCGUAGCCUGAUGAAGGAGAUCAACCAGUUGGAGGGCAUUAUAGCGGGCACAGAGGAUAAGCUGCAGGAUUUGGAAACUGAAAAGGCCGAUGUGGAAGACAAGCUGAAAGUGGCAUCCGAGCAAGUUGUUGUUUGCAUGAAUCGAAUCCGGGAACUAGAGUUGCGGUCGGAGGAGACCAACAUGAUGCUGGAAGCGAAGGACGUUGCGAUCCGUUUAAUGCAGCGGGACAAGCAGGAACUGGAGCUGUGUCUUCAGGAGGCCCGUGACGAGCUACACAAUCGCCGUGAAGUUCUCAACGCUUCCUCAGACCUGUUAGAUUGUUCACUAUCGCCGAACACCACACCGGAAAACCUGGCCAGUUCCGUGAUCGACAAGCAGCUGCGAGAAAGGGAGCUGGAGAAUUCUGAGCUUAAAGAAGAGCUCCUUAAGAUGCAGAAAUCCCUCCAACAGCUAAGCCAGGAAGUGGAGGGGACUCUCCAAAAGUUCUCCCUGCCUGAGGUCCAGCCCGACGACUCCUUGACUUUGCGCCUUCGAAACGCCUUCAUGAUUAUGGAAUCUGCCUAUGAAGAGCAACUCGCCACGGUCAAAGACAUGAAGGAGCAGUACGAAGAGCAAAAGAUCAUGUAUGAUAGACUAUUCGAGAGCAGCCAGGUCAUGGGUCUAGAUUUGGAAAAGCAAAAAUCCGAAAUGAUGAAGCUCCAAGAACAGAACAUAGAUUUGCAAAACUGCCACCAGUCUAUGGUAAGUCGCGAAAAGCAGCUCAGGGAUAAGCUGGCGGCGUCGGACACCCACCUUGGGACGAUAUCGAAGCAGUUGGACGAGAAGGAGGUCCAGAUAGCUCAGCUCGGCGACAACAUCAAGAAUGUUUGCGACAGGAACAAAGAGCUAAUCGAUCGGGCUGAAAUUCUCAAUUUGAAGCAUGAUGUUGUCCGGCAAAGGUACAGCGAUUGCCAGGAGCUGCUCGAGGGCAGGAAGCAGCAUCAGGAUACUGAUGACUGGGACCGUACUCUGGCCCGCAUCGAAGAGGUGAUCGAGACCAGGAACCGCUUGAUGAAAGAGAACGAAACUCUGAAAUUGGCGAAUCUCCAAGGCCAGGAGCGAAUCACUAACUUGGCAGAGCAAUUGGAAGAGAUGGAUCGCAGCAUUCGGGCGGAGAAUGCCGAUCUGAUCAAACGGCAAGCCACAGAAAUCGAAAAGUACGAAGCUUUAGAGGCGAAGUACUCUGUUGUGAUGGAAGAGCAUGUCGCUAUAAAGGAGAAGUAUUCCGCUGCGUUGGAGGAGCAGGCUGGUCUUAAGGAGAAGCACGACUCAGUCGUGGAGGAGUUAGCUACUCUAAACCAGAAACAUGCCAUUCUGACCGCGGAGCGCGAUGCUCUCAACAAGGAUCACGUCGCCCUGAACUUGAAGCACAUCGCUGUGAUCGAUAAGCUAGCAGCUCUGGAGAAGCAGCUCGAUGAGGUGCAUAAAAAUUUCACGAUAAAGAACCUGGAGCUGCGCUCCUCCUUGCAGCAGAAGCAGCAGGAAGUGGCCGAGGCAGAGGCAAAGCUGGCCAGGGCCAUUGUGCCGGAUGAGGAGGUCUUGGCUGCCCUGAAGUCGCGAUUGGAUGUAGACUCGUCGUCGGAGAAUCUCCUUCAAGAUUGCCUCGAUAAGAUGCAGAAGAUGGAUGACCUUCGGCAGAUCCUGGAGGCGGAAGCCGUAGUCCUGAAGGAGGAGGUGCAGAAAUUAAACGACCAAAUCGCCGCCGAUCCCAACGCGCACAUCGUGAAGCGCCAGAACGAAACAAUUCAAAAUCUCGAGGAGGUUAACGAGAAGCUCAGCAAUGACUAUUCCAAGUUACAGCUCCUGCACUCCGACAUGGAGGAGUCCCUCAAUACCAGCAAGCUCAAGAUGUCUCAGCUGGAGGCGUCCAAUCAAGUGAUGUCUCAGCGCAUCGUUGACCUUGAGAAUUCCGUGAGCUUGGAGGCUAUGAUAGCGGAAACUAAGAUGACCAAGCAAGAGGAGCUGCACAACCUUAAGUUCAAGACUGUCAUGGAAGAACUGCAGAGAGAGAUAUCGGAGAAUGAGGAGAAACAUCAUAAUACUCUUAAGGCCCUGGCUGAGGAGUUGAAUGGUCGGCUAUCGGCGGCGGUGGUUAAGGCAGACGCCGAGCAAGCGAUGGUGUUGCAGCAGUUACAGGAACUGUCCGACCGGGAUCGCCAACUCUCGGAGCAGAUUGAAAUGCGAACGCAACAGGAGAGGCAGAUCUCCAUCCUGCAUGCGAGCCAUUCGGAUGAGAUCAGGGCCCUGAAGGACGACUGUGCCAGAUCCAUUCAACAGUUAGAGAGGCAGAACCAAAGACUCGAGGAUGACUUGGCCCAAACCAAUCGGGAGUUGGCUAAAAUGACGUCGGAUCAUAACCAGAUGAUGGCGGCCAAUGACCAGUUGAGGGCAGAACGACAGGAAAUAGAUGACCAGCUGAAGAAACUAGAGCAGGAUCAGAUCCGGGACAAGCGUGAGGCCCAGACGGAGAUCGACCAGUUGAAGACAAAGUUGCAAGAGGCGCAGAACGAAAUCAAUGCCGCUUUAAAGGCUAUGGAGAACUCGAGGAUUCAGGCAGACAAAGAGCAGGCUACCCUGAAGGAAGACAUCGAAAACCUUAAGGCAGCCUUGCAAGAGGCCCGCGAGGAGACCAUGAAAUCUCAGAAAGUUGCCAAGACAUUGGAGGAUGAGCUGGCCAUCUCCAAGGUGGAACUCGAGAGCUCCAAGCAAAAGGAGGAUCUGGGCCGGAAAGAGGUCGACCGCUUGAAAGAGGAACUGGAAACGCUGUAUAAAAAAACCCAGGAAGGAAAAGACCAGAAGGACAACCAAAACCGGGAAAUCAAGGCUCUCAAAGAGGCCCUGGCUCAAGCCAAGGACCAGGCCAAGGAAGAGAGAUACAAGCUCAAGGAGCAUCUGCAACAAGCACACCUCCAGGUGGUGGAAGCCAUGGAGCGGGACCAAAAAGCUCAGGACAAGAUAGAGAUACUCAAAGAGCAACUGAGCCAGGCUCAGAUCCAGUUCGAGGAAGAGAUGAUCUUGAAGCACGAGGAGCUAGUCAAGGUCAAGCAGGAACUGGCUGAAAUCCAUAACCGCUUUGAAGCCACCAAGGAGCAUCUGGAAGCCAAAAACCGGGAGUACCAACAAGCUCAGGACGAGAUCAAGGAACUCAAAGAGCAACUGAGCCAGGCUCAAAUCCGGUUCGAGGACGAUAGGAGCGCGAAGCAGGAGGAGCUCGUAAAAAUCAAGCAGGAACUGGCCGAAACCCAUAGCCGCUUUGAAGCCACCAAGGAGCAUCUGCAAAAAGCACACAGCCAGGUGGUGGACGCCAAAAACCAGGAGUACCAACAAGCUCAAGAUGAGAUCAAGGAACUCAAAGAGCAACUGAGUCAGGCUCAGAUCCGGUUCGAGGAAGACAGGAGCUUGAAGCAGGAGGAGCUCGUUAAGAUUAAGAAGGAACUGGCCGAUUCCCAUAGCCGCUUUGAAGCCACCAAGAACCGGCUGAUGCAGGAGCUCGAGGCACAGAAGGAGAGUGAGAAGGUCAAGCGCACGCAGGAGAACAAGCAGCUGAACCUUCAGCUGAAGGAUGCCCAGCAGGGUGUCUUGGAGCAGAUAAACCAGGUGGCAGAGAUGAAGACUCAGGUUGAGCAGAUUCUCCAGGAGGUCAGCGAGGGUUACGAGGAGCAGCUACGCCUCGCGAAACGACAGCUGGAGGAGGAGCUCCUCAACUCUAGCCAGCUGAAAGCCGAUCUGCGCAAGCAGGAGCAGGAGGUGCGCCGGCUCCGGUCUCAGCUCACCGCGCAGACGCAGCGCUUCGAGAAGGACUCGGCCGCCAUGGGCGAGUAUCAGUCGGAGGCUGGCCGGCUGCAGGAGGAGCUCAGACAGGCGCGUACCGCCCUGGAGGAGCAGUCUUCGGCGAUCGAACAGUUGCAGCGCGACAAGGAGGCCGUGCAGCAGGAGCUAAGCUUGAUGGAGCAACGAGUUGGCGAGUAUCAAGUGUCGCUGGCCACACUUGAGGAUCGGUUGGAGCAACUGGAGAAGCAACGCGUCCAGACCGAAACGGAACGAGCCGCCGCCCACGAGCGCAUCACCAAGCUGGAGUCCAUGCGCGAGUCCCGGGAGCGCGAGAUGUGCCACCUGCACGCCCAGCUGGCGGAUGCCGAGCAGGAGAAGGUGCGCCUCAGCCUGGAGAUUGGUGGCCUGAACUCGGAGAUCGAGCAGUGCCGCCAGAACCUCGCCAAGCAGGCGGAUGAGAUUGUCGGCCUGCACCAGAACAUCGAGAAGGUCCAGCAGGAGCGCAGCCGCGAGCGAGAGGAGCUGGUGAAGCUCCAGGAGAAGUUGGCCGAAGUCCAUCAGGAGCUUGAUGGCCAUCGUCUAGUCCACGAGGCCCAGUUGUACGAGCUGGAGGAGAAGAUCCGCGAUUACGAGCAGGAGCAGGCCGAGUUGACCGAACGCGCCCAACGCUACAUGGGCCGUGCAGAGGAGCUGGAACGUCAGCUGGCCAGCAACAGCCAGAACCAGGCAACAGCCGUUACCACCGAUCUGGGCGCCACCUACACCAUGUCGGAUGCCCCGCCGGCGGAUGCCGAUUCCCAGUGCCAGGGUGACCUGCUGCGGCACAGCCAGGCGCAGUACGACAAGCUCAAGUUGGACUGCCAGAUUCUGCAGGCCAAGUACCGGGAGUCCAAGGAAGAAAACCAGCGGUUCGAGCAGAAGAUCAAGGAUCAACGUCUGGAGAUGGAGGGAAAACUGGAUAAGAUGAAGAACAAAAUGCGAUCCCUAUACACCGCGGAAGUGACUCGAAUGAAGGAAAAGCAGGAAAGGGAUGCGGCCGGAACUAAGGCGGAGCUGGAGGCUCUCACAGCGCAGAAUGUAAAAUAUGAGGAACAUACACGAAAACUAUCGAAUCAAAUUGUACGACUUAACGAGAAGAUUCUGGAACAACAGAAACAACAUGCCAUCACCACCACCAAACUGAGACACCUACAGAUGCAGCCUGGUCCCGAGCCACAGAAACCCAUACCACCGACCGCUUCCAUCAGCUCCGCGGCGAGCAACGACGACUGGCAGCCAUUCAAGCGACCCACUGCCCCGUCAUCGAACCUGGCCAUGGAGGAUGAGGAGGGCGAGGUCUUCAACAACACCUACCUAACCGAUCUCAAGUUGGGCCGUGUACCAGAUGUGAUCACAGCCGAGGAGCUGAACUAUCGCAACUCCCUGCAGCCGCCGCAUCUGAAGAGCGCUUAUGCAGCCCAGUACGAUCUAAGCAGCCAUGACGAAGAUUUCAAAGACGGACCGCACAGCUUGGACGAUAGCAUGAGCGCCCUGCUGAGCUCCUCCACGAGUCAUGGCACACGCAAAAAAUCGAUGGGUACCCAUUAUAAGCGACCAGGACCACCGACACCCAGCAAGCAUGGCGGCCGCCUGUCCUUUGGCAGUUCGGAGCCACCGCGUGAGAUUCUGCGCGAAUGUAGCGACCACAACAAUGGCUCUUCCAAGACACCGGCACGUUUCAAGUUCCUAUCCUCGCGUUUCAGCGUCGGCAGCAGCGGCCUGCCACGGGACGAGCUGCCGCGUCGCAAGCGGUCGAAUCUGCUGACCGGAAUGCAGCGCCGUCGGCUCCAGCGUCAGGUGGAUGGUGUCUUUUGUACAUCGACGCCGCGCAAGAGUCGCUCCUACUACGAUCAGCAGCGUCUGAUCCGCGUCAGUGAUGCGGCAACCACCACAGCCGAAGACGCCGACCAGGACGAGGAUGCGGUCGAGUUGGCAGAGCAGCUGGAUACGGUCGAAAUGCCAGAGUCAGUGGUGGAGCAGCCUGAGGCAGGCCAUGACGAUCAGGGCACGCCGCAUUUGUCGAAUGGUGCGUUGUUUGCCAUCACCAAGGGUCACACCCGCCGGAUCACCGGACACGUGCCAGCCCAGCGGCGUAAGGGUCGUGUAUCCUUGUGCCUGCACGGCAAUAUCUUUGCCAAAUCCCGUCCGGCCGGUGGGACCAAGAUAAGCACGUCUUCCAUGGCUGGGAAGAUGAUGCAGCAACGCCGCAAACUGCGCCAGGAUCGGAUAGGACGUUUCGACCAGGGACGCCACUUGGAAAAUGUUCGCCUCUCCGGGAAUCUCACCUACUCGGUGGUCAAGUCCGGGGACAAUAACAACUACAGCCUGCACAACCGGAACGAGGAGCAGUCACCACAGGUUGUGGACAAGAGUCCGCCACCGGUGGCAACUACUUUCCUCGUGGACACUGCCGAGAGGGUGAAGAACCAAGUGGACCAAAGUCAAGACCGUAGCGCAACCUGGCAACUGAGGCAACAGUUCGAAAUGGAGAAUCAGGCCGGCUGGCAGAGCUUCUCGGAGGACAAAUCACCUGGUCUCUUUGAGCAGCUCUGCAAAGACACGGCCUCCACGGCGCCUUUCCAGCUGGAGCCUCUGGUGUACAACGAUCAGGUGUUGGAGGUGCCAAUCCUGUCCAGAAGCAGCAGCAAUGUCACGGAAGCGAGCUGCUCCACCACCCAGACGAACGUGACUAGUGGAGGAGCUAGUGUUGCCAGUGCCGCGAGUACCCUGAGUGUCGCUAGUACCAUGAGUGCUGCCAGUGCUGUCUCCUCUCGCACCGUCUUUUCGCUGAGCAGCUUCCACGUGCAGCCCCUACCACAUGUCAACGUUACGUACGUCCAGAGGACAGACUCAAGGAUGCGGCCGGUUCGCGACCAUUCGCUGCGGGAUCAGUGCUGGCGUUUCUUAGGCCAGCUGGGUCUCGGUGAGCGGCUGGUCAUGAUCGUGGCCCUCCUGUCGAUUGUUGUCCUUUGCUCGCAUCUAGCGGACAGGAUAGUGCUGACGUUGACCGCUCUGCUGGCGGGAAUGGUUCUUCUCAUGGUCAUCAUGCCGGGACGUCAAUAGUUUCUCCAAUCAAGCCAAUUCCAGGAUCAUCUCACAUAGAUUUUAAGUGUUCCUUUAUUGUUCCAAUCGAUAUUUUUUGUUGUUUUUGUUUCGAAUUUACAGAAUUCACCUCCAAAGCGACGACUCAGCAACAUGUUCAAGCGCAAGUAGAGACGCCUCCAGACGAGUAGUAGUAUCCCCCAAUUCUUGUACAGCAACUGGACCUCAAAACCGUAUUCCUACCGGAAUAAAUUAAAAUUAACUAACAUCGAAAUCCGACCUUUUUUUUUUUUGUUUAAAUGUAUGAAACUAUUUUUGUGCCCGAUUGCAAGUGAAGAGCAUAAGGGCUAAAAAUUAAAACAGAUAAUAAACUUGUGUAAAUAUAUGUACUUAAAA
Drosophila bipectinata is the source of this 8586-nucleotide messenger RNA. It is a transcript of the gene mud, whose product is annotated as mushroom body defect. Lineage: Eukaryota; Metazoa; Arthropoda; Insecta; Diptera; Drosophilidae. Gene Ontology annotation, molecular function: actin filament binding; microfilament motor activity. Gene Ontology annotation, cellular component: myosin filament; myosin II complex; cytoplasm. The record is from RefSeq and is a predicted model, not a curated record.